AGCGGAGUUUCCUCCUUCCUCCUCCUCCCCUCCCGCCAUAGGCGGUUGAGUGCUCCUGACCCUCCUCCCCUGGGGGUGGGCUCUAGCUCCUCCCCCCGCCCCCAGCCUGGGCCAGCAGUGAGUGGCAGCGGCCCGGGAGGCCUCGGAGGCGAGCUCCGGGUAGCGGCCGGUGCCAGGUGGCCAGUCCAGCGCCCUGCCCGGCGCGGCCCGGGCUAUGGGUCUCUGAGGGCCGGCCCGGGCGGGCUGUGGGGCGGCCCCAUGCGUGGGUCCGAGCCAUGAGCGGCGGCCGCCCAGAGUUCAGCAUCGAUGAUGCCUUUGAGCUGUCCCUGGAGGAGGGGGGCCCGGGGCCCGGGGGAGGGGCCCCGCGCUUUGGGGCGCUGCACUUCGAGCGCAAGGGCCGGGGGGACGCGGAAGAGGAGGGCGAGAAGCAGUCUCGUCUCAAGUACCAGAACCUGGAGAACGACGAGGAUGCGGCCCGGAUCCCGUCGGAUCCGGAUGGAGUCUUGAAGCUCAGGGACCCCGGGCGCUCCUCCACCCAGAGUUCCCAAUGGUCCUUCAGCACCAUCAGCAACGGCACCCAGCGCUCCUACCGGGCCUUCUGCAGCUGGACGCAGCACCCUCUGAUCCAGAAGAAUCGCCGGGUGGUUCUGGCCUCCUUCCUGCUGCUGUCGCUGGGCCUCAUGCUCAUCCUGGUCGGGGUAGGACUCCAGGUGACCCCUUCCCCAGGUGUCUCCAGUGCCAUCUUCUUCGUUCCCGGCUUCCUGCUGCUCAUCCCUGGAGUGUACCACGUCAUCUUCAUCUACCUGGCCGUCAAGGGCCACCGAGGCUUCCAGUUCUUCUACUUGCCCUACUUUGAGAAGUGAGCCCCGGGCCUGGCUGGGAUGGCUGGAGCUCCCCCCCCAACUGCCUUAGCAGUCCGGAAAUGGACCCAGCUGGCCGGAUACUGGAUGCAGGACAGCUCCUGGCUGGGCGGGAGGAAGAGGAUGGGGAAGGGGGCCUGGCUGGGGAGAACUGACAACAAAGGGGACUCCCCAGGGAGCCUCCCCUUCCCUUCCAAUGCCCUGCUCUUCCGGAGGAGGGGGGUGGAGGCUCAGAGAUGCCCCACCAGUCAGCAGCAGAGGCGGGAUUUGAACCUGGGCCCCCUGCCUCUGGAUCACUACUGGAGCUGCCUUGGUCCCUGCUGGGCAGGCACAAGCCCCUGAAAACAGCUUCAGUCCCAGGAGACCACAGCUCCUGGGUGGCCCAGCCUGCACCCGGGACCCCUGCAGCUCUGGGCUAGGGUUUUCUCAGGAAGUUUUCUGCCCAUCUCUGCCCCCUUCCUUCUUCCUUCCUGGGCUCUCUGCCCCACCCCCACUUAUUCUUCGUGCCUUUAACUUAUUCUGGGGCCCCGAGGCUUUGGGGCUUGUGUCCAAAUAAAAUGGCAUUUGAUUCUG
Molecule: messenger RNA, 1433 nt
Organism: Monodelphis domestica (gray short-tailed opossum)
Lineage: Eukaryota; Metazoa; Chordata; Mammalia; Didelphimorphia; Didelphidae
Gene: TMEM134
Product: transmembrane protein 134
Source: RefSeq, a predicted model, not a curated record